Molecule: messenger RNA, 1287 nt
Organism: Penicillium canescens
Lineage: Eukaryota; Fungi; Ascomycota; Eurotiomycetes; Eurotiales; Aspergillaceae
Product: COP9 signalosome complex subunit 6
Exons: 3
Coding region: 1-1287 (428 amino acids)
Biological process (GO): protein deneddylation
Cellular component (GO): COP9 signalosome
Molecular function (GO): protein binding; metallopeptidase activity
Source: RefSeq, a predicted model, not a curated record
AUGACCGCAUCAACCCGCCCUCCGGCUAUCUACUACUACUCCGUCAUCCACGAGCGCUUCGUCUACCUGGAUAUAGAUAAACCGACAACAAUGGAGCCGUCUCCAGUUUCGCAGAAGUCAUCCGACUCCGGCCUCCAUAUUCAGUUGCACCCGCUUGUUCUCCUCACUAUCUCGGAUCAGAUCACUCGGCAUGCCGCCCGGCAGCAGCGAGGUCCAAUUCUUGGUGGUCUUCUCGGACAGCAGAAUGGUCGCGAGAUAACGCUUGAGCAUGCAUUCGAAUGCCCCGUCACCUGCGGGCUCAACAAUGAGACCAUUCUACCAGCAGCAUGGUUCGAAGAGCGCCUACAGCAGUUCAAGGAUGUACACAAGGACCCAGCUCUCGACCUGGUUGGAUGGUGGUCAACUGCUCCAGCCACCGGACCAACUGCUGCACAGCUCCCUCUCCACCGACAGAUCCUCCAGAACUACAACGAAUCCGCCGUUUUCCUCGCCUUCCUCCCUUCCGAGGCCCAAGGCGCGAAUUCGAACGGAGCCAAGCUUCCUCUGACCGUUUACGAGAGUGUCCACGAGGGCGAGAAUGCGCAAGAUGCCAGCAAAGAUAUGCAGGUUGAUGGCGAAGAGCCGGUGCUAAAUGUUAAAUUCCGGGAACUGCCAUACUCAGUGGAGACCGGGGAAUCUGAGAUGAUCGGCAUUGAUACCAUUGUGCAAGGUUCCAGCACUGCUUCUAUGAAUGUCAUCCCAACCCAGGAAUCGAGCAAACAGGCGCAGCAGACAGAGUCCGAGAGCAAGAAGCCAAGCUCCCAGGUUGAACUCACACAGGAGGAGGAAGAGUUAAUCUCAAGCCUCACCACCCGUCUCAACGCAGUCCGCACCCUCGAAACCCGCAUCUCCCUCAUCAAAUCAUACAUCUCGACUCUAUCAGAAUCGGACUUUGCAUCAGACGUGUCAAAGGACAACACGUCCACCACCCAACUGUCCCACCCAACCCUGCGCCAUAUCAAUUCAGUUCUCUCGAACCUCUCCCUCCUCACCCCAGCGGAACAAAGCACCUUCUCCACCGAAGUCCUCUCGCAAAGCAACGACGUGCUGCUAGUCUCGCUCCUCGGCCAACUAGGCGAAAACGUCAAAGCCCUACGCGAACUAGGCCGCAAGACUGCAACCAUCCAGGCUGCACGACAGGUAUCUUCCGCGCGCAAGAAUCCUUCCUCCAUGAUCCAGCGAAGUUUCGACGAGGAGCUCUUUGCUACUGGUAACCAGGGAGGUCCAGAUAGUGGAAUGUACUCGUGA